UCUCUCUCUCGCCCCCUCGCCCUCCCCUCCCGUUCUCUCGAGUCUCGCUCUCGUCCCCUACUCUCUCUCUCUCUCUGAACCUCAAAUCGAUCCAAUCCAUCAAUCUUAGUUCCGAAGCUCGAACCCUAGCCUGAUCAACUUUCAUUUCACAUCGAAGCAAACCCUAGCGAUCUCCUCCACCGCCUCAUUCGCUCUCAACGCCUCCAUUAUCAGAAUCUUGGAGGCGAGAGGGUCUCCGAUCCUUCAUCUUCAUCAUCAUCAUCUCGAAGUUGUAGCUGCUCGAGCGCUGAGGCCGUCGCUGCUUGCGUCACCGUUGACGCCGCUCAAACUCAUUGAGGUCUCGCGUUUUCAGGUGGGAAGGUGAAACCCUUCAAGCAACCCAAGGUUGACUAGAAGGAAUACGACGAGCUCAACUGCUGCAUUUUGACAUGCGGCUUCAGAUUGGGAAAAUUCUCCGUGCCUCGAGAUGGGUGAGGGAUAAGGAAAUGACAAUCUGGAUUAUGAUAAAUGUUAGAGCAGCAUGUAUGGCUAUUGAAUGUUACACAUAUUAGUUAAUGGCAUCGGUUUUCUGAUCCAGUGGGCCACCAUAUAUACGCAUAGUUUGGCUCAGUGGCGCAUAAUGGAGUUUUGUCCAACUUGUGGGAUGAUGUUGCAGAUUGAGCCUGCAAGCAGUGGGCGUAAGAUGAGGUUCUCUUGCCCAACUUGUCCGUAUGUUUGCUCCAAUGAGAGCAAGAUUGUUAGGAAAGUAAAACUUAAGAAGAAGGAUGUUGAUCCCAUCAUCAGAUGGGAAGAGUCCAUGCAAUCCCUCCCCAAAGGCCAAGCAACAUGUGCCAAAUGUGGGAAUAAUGAAGCAUACUUCUACCAGAUGCAGAUUCGAUCUGCCGAUGAACCCAUGACUACGUUUUAUACAUGCUGCAAUGAGGGGUGUAAGCAUGAGUGGAGAGAGGACUAAGUAUUUUCCUCAUCUGUUGCCUUCUUGUUAAAAUUUUUUGCAUUGUUAGGACUUGAAGUACCAGUUCGGUAAGGAGCGUGACUAAACAGAAGAGUUGAGGUGAUAUUAGGAGACCUAAUGUUAGGAAUUUAUUCUGCUCUUUUGUGUAAUUCAAGUUCAGCUAGAAGUUUUGAUAUUGGGAAAGUGCUCGGUGAUUUGAGAAUGUUUCCUUUUCAUUUUA
Asparagus officinalis (garden asparagus) is the source of this 1172-nucleotide messenger RNA. Its product is annotated as DNA-directed RNA polymerase III subunit RPC10-like. The record is from RefSeq and is a predicted model, not a curated record. The transcript is spliced from 8 exons. Bases 536 to 952 code for a protein of 138 amino acids. Gene Ontology annotation, molecular function: nucleic acid binding; zinc ion binding; DNA-directed RNA polymerase activity. Gene Ontology annotation, cellular component: RNA polymerase III complex. Gene Ontology annotation, biological process: DNA-templated transcription; termination of RNA polymerase III transcription. NCBI's taxonomy places the organism in Eukaryota, Viridiplantae, Streptophyta, Magnoliopsida, Asparagales, Asparagaceae.